Volvox carteri f. nagariensis is the source of this 1599-nucleotide messenger RNA. RefSeq lists its product as uncharacterized. NCBI's taxonomy places the organism in Eukaryota, Viridiplantae, Chlorophyta, Chlorophyceae, Chlamydomonadales, Volvocaceae. The record is from RefSeq and is a predicted model, not a curated record. Gene Ontology annotation, biological process: intracellular signal transduction; protein phosphorylation. Gene Ontology annotation, cellular component: cytoplasm. Gene Ontology annotation, molecular function: protein serine/threonine kinase activity; ATP binding. The coding region runs from base 1 to 1599 and encodes 532 amino acids. The transcript has 13 exons.
AUGGCAGAUCAGGUGUCUUUAUUAGGUGCACCUGCAGUUGUGGACGCGGUCGCUGCCGGGUUCAACAACCCGACCAAUGUGCAAGGCUACAACCAAGGCGCGGAGUUCUACCUGAGCAACUAUCGCCUGGGCAAGACGCUAGGCAUCGGGUCUUUCGGAAAGGUGAAAGUGGCGGAGCAUGUCUUGACCGGGCACAAAGUCGCCAUAAAGAUUUUGAACAGGAGGAAGAUCCAGCAAAUGGAAAUGGAGGAGAAAGUACGGCGCGAGAUCAAGAUUUUGCGUCUUUUUAUGCAUCCGCACAUUAUUCGGCUGUACGAGGUUAUCGAGACGCCGUCCGACAUUUACGUCGUAAUGGAAUACGUGAAGACUGGCGAACUGUUCGACUACAUCGUCGAGAAGGGCCGCCUGGCGGAAGACGAGGCACGACACUUCUUUCAACAAAUUAUUUCCGGGGUCGAGUACUGCCACCGCAACAUGGUCGUACAUCGAGAUCUUAAACCCGAGAACCUGCUAUUGGAUGCCAAGAUGAACGUCAAGAUUGCCGACUUUGGCCUUUCCAACAUCAUGCGGGACGGCCACUUUCUGAAGACCAGCUGCGGCAGCCCCAACUACGCGGCACCGGAGGUGAUCAGCGGCAAGCUGUACGCGGGUCCGGAAGUGGACGUUUGGAGCUGCGGUGUCAUCCUGUAUGCGCUUCUGUGCGGCUCACUGCCCUUCGACGAUGAAAACAUUCCCAACCUGUUCAAGAAGAUCAAGGGUGGCAUCUACAACCUGCCAUCGCACCUGUCGCCUGGUGCCCGUGAUUUGAUCCCUCGCAUGCUGCUGGUCGACCCGCUGAAGCGGAUCACCAUUCCGGAGAUCCGGCAGCACCCCUGGUUCAACAUGCACCUGCCCAGAUAUCUGGCGGUCAUGCAGGUGGGGGUGAGGACGGUGGGGGUGAGGCGGUGGGGACGCAAGAUGCCCAGCAGCGGCUAUCUGUCCGCCGACAUGGCGGAGGGCAGUACGGGGGCGGCCAUGGCGGCGGCGGGAAUACACAUGCCGCAAGGCGGCACCUUCGGCGGCCCAACGGCAGCAGUCGGAGGAGGCAGUGCAGCCGCAGCCGCUGCAGGUGGCGGCGGGGGCGGCGGCGGGGCCGGCGGCGGUGCCCCCCAGCAGCGGCUAGUGGCUGAGCGGCGGUGGCGGCUGGGGGUUCAUGCCCGGGGCCACCCCUCGGCCCUGAUGGCGGAGCUGUACCGGGUGCUGCAGCUGAACCAGGUGGCCUGGAAGAAGGUGGCGCCGUACGCGCUCAAAUGUCGUGCACUGGUGCGCAAGCCCCCCGCCUGUCAAUCGACCCAUGGGUCAUCGGGGGGUGCGGCGGGUGUGGGGCGCAUGAGUGAGGACCUGGACGACCACAUCGAGCUGGAUGGUGAGGAGGAGGACAGAAGGGGGGGGGUAGCGGGGGGGGGGGGGGAGUCGGAUAACUUUUUCGUCCUGCGCUUCGAGUGCCAGAUGUACAAAGUACGGGAUGACGAGUACGUCAUUGACAUUCAGCGCAUGGGCGGGGAGCUGUUCCUCUUUAUGGAUGUGUGUGGCCGAAUACUUUGCGAUUUGCGAAUGUAG